This is a messenger RNA of Penicillium cataractarum, 2367 nucleotides long. Its product is annotated as putative serine/threonine protein kinase (Prp4). The record is from RefSeq and is a predicted model, not a curated record. The transcript has 3 exons. Gene Ontology annotation, molecular function: protein serine/threonine kinase activity; ATP binding. NCBI's taxonomy places the organism in Eukaryota, Fungi, Ascomycota, Eurotiomycetes, Eurotiales, Aspergillaceae. Gene Ontology annotation, biological process: mRNA cis splicing, via spliceosome; peptidyl-threonine phosphorylation; peptidyl-serine phosphorylation. The coding region runs from base 1 to 2367 and encodes 788 amino acids.
AUGGCGUCCCGCAAUCGUUCGAGGUCCAUGUCGACCCCUUCUGAGGGUGAGAUCAUCGAAUCAGGCUCAGAGAUGAAGGCAACUGCGUCAAAACCUCCUCUUAAUGGCACCAGCGUUGACCGUCCCCCCAGAGAUAGUACUUCCUCUGCGCUCAGAUCGCCACGCCGACGCAGGUCAUGGACGAGAUCCCGAUCCCGCUCGCGCUCGCCAUAUCGUGACAACAGAAGUUACAAGCGAAGACGUGACGACGAGUAUGAUGGGCAAGAGAGCCGGCACGGCCGACAGGAGCCGUCGCGACGUUUCGGGUCGAGAUACGACGACAGACUGUAUGAUCGAAACGCACCCUCCCGCCGACAGAAAUCGUACUACGACUAUGACCGCGAGGAGAGCUACGGCGGUGGCCUGCAGUAUACCGAUGAGUACGACCGACGCAGGGACAAGAGACCACGUACUCAUAGCCGAUCGCCCUACCGCGAAGUGAGAAAGCCGAAGCAGUACGAUGACCCGAACCCGAGUGCGGAUGGCACAAGGCCCCCGGUGGACAGGCGCGGAUCGUCUACUGAACAGGUAGUGAGCGAACGAGGAAAGACCCCAGCUAGCGCUCGGGAUUCCAAGCUUGGUGCUGAAACACGAGAGAAUCAGGUGCAGCAGGCUCUCCCGAAACGUGCCCGCUUUUCCGAUGAAGCAGAUACUCCCAUGUCAGAACCGGCGGAAGAGUCGCAGCCAUCAGAACCCAUGGACGAAGCUGCUGCUUUGGAAGCUCGUCGCAAGCGCCGCGAGGCUAUUAAAGCGAAGUACCGAAGCCAAGCGACUCCUAUGCACCUCAAAGCCCUGCAGGUCCCCGACGGCGAGACGGAUUCAUCGACACCUGGUACUGAGCCAACGAGUGCUCAAGAGAUGUCCGAAUCCCCGAAAAUCUCACCCGUACACACACCAAGUGAGCAGAUUGGAGACGCUUUCUCUGAUUUCACGAUCGGCAAGGACGCGGAUUUGGCCAAUCUUAAUGCCCCCGCGGACGCAAUCGAGAAGGAUGAACCCUCUGCCGCAGAUUACGACCCGAUGCUUGAUACAAAGGAAGAAAGACAAAAGUUGGAUGGUACAAACGGGGAUGUCUCAUCCGCCGCGUAUGACGAAACACAAACGACUAGGCAGGAUAUUCUUCUCCCUGACACCCCCGCUGAGCAGCCACCUCCACCCCCGAAAGAGAAAGACCCUUACGAUAUGUUCGCCGAGGAUGACGACGAUGACAUGUUCGCCGAGGAUACCAAGGAUGAACAGCCUGCACAUGCCUCGGCAACCGCUGUGCCGCAACCCCAAGAGCUGGAUAUCAGUAUGAUGGACAACUGGGAUGAUCCAGAAGGUUACUACAACGUGCGGCUCGGUGAGUUGAUCAACGGCCGCUACCAUGUCCAGCAAAAUCUUGGCAAGGGAAUGUUCUCCUCGGUCGUACGAGCCAGCGACUCGGUUACCGGUACUUUGGUCGCUGUCAAGAUCAUCCGUCAAAACGAUACUAUGCGCAAGGCUGGCAUGAAAGAGAUUGGGAUCUUGGAGCAGCUGCAUGAGGCUGACCCAGAGGAUAAGAAGCACGUCAUCAAAUUCGUUCGGCAUUUCGAGCACAAGGGCCAUCUGUGCAUGGUCUUUGAGAAUCUGAGCAUGAACCUGCGUGAAGUGCUUAAGAAGUUCGGUCGUGACGUCGGGCUAAAUCUGCGCGCGAUCCGUGCCUAUGCGCAACAGAUGUUUUUAGGUCUGAGUCUGCUUCGCAAGUGUAACAUCCUGCAUGCAGAUCUCAAACCCGACAACCUCCUCGUCAACGAGCAACGCAAUAUCCUAAAGGUCUGUGACUUGGGCUCUGCAUCUCCAGCAUCGGAGAACGAGAUCACGCCUUAUCUUGUCAGUCGCUUCUACCGUGCCCCCGAGAUUAUCCUGGGUAUUCCUUAUGACUACGCUAUCGAUGUGUGGUCCAUCGGCUGCACCCUCUUCGAGUUGUACACUGGCAAGAUUCUCUUCACUGGCCGCAACAACAACCAAAUGCUCAAGUCUAUCAUGGAAUGUCGCGGCAAAUACCCGCCCAAGCUCCUCCGCAAGGGAUCUCUGGCACAUCUGCAUUUCGACGACAUGCUCAACUUCCACAGCACCGAAGAAGACAAGCUUACUGGCCGUCCUAUUACCCGAGUGAUGGAUUUCAAGAAGCCGACCCGUGAUUUGAAGACUCGCGUGAUGGGCAAGGGAACUAGGGGCAUGUCUGAUGCCGAUGCGAAAGAUUUGACGCUUUUCGUAGAAUUCCUCGACCGCUGUUUGGCUCUCAAUCCCGAGAAGCGCUGCACACCUGCCGAGGCGCUGAAGCAUCCCUUUUUGAACAGAAAAUAG